CUGUUCCUCGCCGAAAGCCAACAUAGUUAGCAAGCCAUCAACUCAUUAACCACAGUGUCUUAUUUCAUGAAUUGUACAAAUCCCUGACCUCAAACUCUCUCUCCCACCACAUGCCUUUGCCCCCCCCUCCCCACCAUAAAUACAAUCGCCUUCCUCUCCAUUACAACCACCUCUCUUUCAAACAAAAUCAAUGGCUCUCAAGAAGACGAGCAAGUUGCCACAAGCUGCGACCUUGAAACAAAUUCUGAAGAGAUGCUCAAGCCUGGGAAGAAAACAAGCCAUGGGAGACGAAGAAGGUUUGCCUGUGGACGUCCCAAAAGGCCAUUUUGCUGUGUAUGUGGGCGAGAAUAGGAGCAGAUUCAUUGUUCCUAUCUCUCUUCUGUCUCAUCCUGAGUUCCAGAUUUUGUUGCGAGCUUCUGAGGAGGAGUUUGGGUUCAGCCAUGAAAUGGGCAUCAUCAUCCCCUGUGAAGAGGUGGUCUUCCGCUCGCUCACUUGUUUGUAAGGAGCUGAGAAAGAAGUUCUCUGUUUCUUCUCUCUGGUUUCCCCUGCUUCAGUUAUCCAUCAUUUGUUCCAUUGAUUUGUAAAUAUCUACGAGGUUGGAUUUGAAGAUUUGAAAUUUUCGAGUGGCGUGUAGUAUUUUGCGUCGCCCUAUUGAAAUCUGCAUAGUAACAAACGAUGUAUGUCUUUCUCAAAAUUUCAAUCAAAUAAAUGGGUGGAAGCUUUUUUUCA
Messenger RNA from Dendrobium catenatum, 729 nucleotides. Its product is annotated as auxin-responsive protein SAUR50. NCBI's taxonomy places the organism in Eukaryota, Viridiplantae, Streptophyta, Magnoliopsida, Asparagales, Orchidaceae. The record is from RefSeq and is a predicted model, not a curated record. Bases 191 to 502 code for a protein of 103 amino acids. Gene Ontology annotation, biological process: response to auxin. The transcript has a single exon.